AUGGGCGACUUCAACAGCCACGAAUCCGAAUUUUCAAUCUUAAAAACUCACUAUAAUCUUUCAAACUUAAUUGAUUCACCAACUUGUUACAAGAACCCUGAGAACCCAUCCUGUAUUGAUCAUAUAUGGGUUUCUGACAAGAAAAGGUUCACAAAUAGCUGUGCAAUAGAGACAGGACUGUCCGAUUGGCACAAACUCACUGUGACUGUUAUAAAAGCGGAGAUGCCAAAAAAGAAACCCCGCAUUAUAAAGUACAGGUCUAUAAAAAACUUCAAUAAAUCCGAAUUCCAAAAAGACCUUACUAAGUCAAUGGAGUUACAGGAAGUGAAUUUCGCAAACCUCGAUACAGCUUUUAAGAACGUAAUUGAAAAACAUAUGCCAGUGAAGCAAAAGAUGGUUAGAAACAAUCAUGCACCAUUUAUUACGAAGAGAGUACGCAAAGAAAUUAUGAUGAGAAGUAGAAAAAGAAACGUAUAUAAUUCGAAUCCAACUGCUGAAAAUUGGAACUCUUUUCGAAUUCAAAGGAAUAAGUGUGCAAAGAUUGUCAGAGAUGCAAGAAAAAAUUAUUACAGAAAACUUGACGUGUCGAAAGUUCGAGACAACAAAGCAUUUUGGAAAAUCGUGAAACCAAAUUUCUCCGAGAAAGCAAUCAAGGAAAAUAUAACUUCGUUAGUCGAAGAUGAUGCUGUUUUACGAAAUAAAGUUGAAAUUGCAAACGUCAUGAAUGAUUAUUUCGUAAAUAUCACAAGAUCACUGAAUGUAAACAACAUCCCUGAAAACAAUCCAGGAACAGCUGAUGAUUGCUCUCGUACCGAGGUUGAUGCAAUUAUUUCAAGUUUCAAAGAACAUCCGAGCAUAAAAAAUAUCAAAUCAAAAUUCUCCAAAAGUGCUGACAUGGACGAAAUGAAAUUCUGUCAUGUUUCUGUUGAAAAAUUAAAACUUUAUUUUGGUUCUUUAAAAAGUGGCAAGGCUUGUCCAGAGGGAGACAUACCUGCAGAUCUUCUCAAAGCUCACGCAAAUGUUUUUGUUAAGCAGUUGAGUCACUGUUUUAAUGACUCAGUAGAUAGGUGCAUCUUUCCUGAGUCUUUGAAAUUUGCGGAUGUGUCUCCACUCUACAAAGCAAAGUCUAGGGUCUGCAAAGAAAAUUAUCGACCAGUUAGUAAACUGCCAAACAUGGCUAAGGUGUUUGAAAAAAUCUUAUUUGAACAGAUAAGUGAGUUCAUGGAGGGAAAAAUGUCCCCUAUCUUGUCUGGAUUCAGGAAAGGAUACAGUAGCCAACAUGCUCUUUUAAAUGUAAUGUGCUUUCUUCAAAGAAAGUUAGACUCUAAAAAGUGUGUUGCUGCCUUGCUCAUGGAUCUAAGCAAGGCUUUUGACUGUAUUAACCACAAGCUACUUAUUGCUAAGAUUCAUGCUUAUGGAUUUUCUUCUAGAGCAUUAUCUUUUAUUUGGAGCUAUUUAAAGCAGCGCUUUCAGAGAGUAGGUAUUGAUGGGGGUUUUAGUUGUUGGAAGGAAAUUUUUUCUAGUAUACCACAGGGGUCAAUUUUGGGGCCGUUACUGUUUAACAUAUUUUUAAAUGAUUUUCUUUUUCAAUAUGACGUGAAUAUGCCGCCCUGCUCUGAUAUUCUAGUGUGUAACUAUGCUGACGAUAAUACGUUUUGUGCAUCAGCUGAAACCUUUCACGAAGUAAAAUAUAUGUUAGAACAAUUUUUCAGGUCAGCAGCUUUAUGGUUUUCCGAUAAUGGCUUGCAAUUAAACGCAAGCAAAUGCGAUUUUAUAAUAUUCGGAAAGCCAGAAAGUCCACAAAUCCGGCAUUUAAAUUUGAAUGGAGCAAUUUUAUCUGCAUCCAAAUGUGUAAAGCUUCUUGGUAUUAAAUUUGACAGUCAACUUACUUUUGCAGAUCAUAUAAACACACUGUGCAAAAGAGCUAGCUGUAAAUCUAAUGCCCUGAAGGAAAUUUCCUGGAUUGUUGAUAAUAAACAGAAAAGUUUAUUAUAUGCAACAUUCAUAGCAUCUGAGUUCAAUUAUUGUCCUUUAGUCUGGGGAUUUAAUAGCAGGAAAUCUAUUUCAAAGGUGGAUAGAGUUUUAAAAAGGGCAAGGUCUCAGUCUAAAGCGGAAUCCAUUUCUUCUACGAAAAGAAUUCAUAUGCAACAUUGCAGACAAUUACUAAAAGAGGUCGACAAGACGAAAUGGAAAUUGAAUCCUUCCUACAUGGAAGGUGUGUUUCAGUUUAGAAAUGAUACUGGAUAUAAUUUAAGGUCAUCAAGUGCUUUGGUUAGACCUAGAAUAAAAUCUUCAAAAUAUGGGCUGCAAACAUUUGGAUAUAUAGCCUCCCAAUUAUGGAAUUCUCUUCCUGAUGAAAUCAAAUCUGCAGAGUCUUUGGUUAAAUUCUGUAGAGCUAUGGGCGAAUUUUUCUUCUUUCCAAUGCAAAUGUCGGAUCUGUGCAGAAUACAUAAUUAA
Hydractinia symbiolongicarpus is the source of this 2457-nucleotide messenger RNA. RefSeq lists its product as uncharacterized. The coding region runs from base 1 to 2457 and encodes 818 amino acids. The transcript has a single exon. The record is from RefSeq and is a predicted model, not a curated record. NCBI's taxonomy places the organism in Eukaryota, Metazoa, Cnidaria, Hydrozoa, Anthoathecata, Hydractiniidae.